Molecule: messenger RNA, 1323 nt
Organism: Orycteropus afer afer
Lineage: Eukaryota; Metazoa; Chordata; Mammalia; Tubulidentata; Orycteropodidae
Gene: DCPH1
Product: acidic residue methyltransferase 1
Exons: 5
Coding region: 1-1323 (440 amino acids)
Biological process (GO): DNA damage response
Cellular component (GO): cytoplasm; nucleus
Molecular function (GO): phosphatase activity
Source: RefSeq, a predicted model, not a curated record
AUGGCGGGGUCUCCGGAGUCUCUUUCGGGACAGGACGUAGGGUCAUUUGCAUAUCUUACAAUUAAAGACAGAAUACCGCAGAUCUUAACUAAGGUUAUUGAUACGUUGCAUCGACAUAAAAAUGAAUUUUUUGAGAAACACGGAGAGGAAGGCACAGAAGCUGAAAAGAAAGCUAUUUCUCUUCUUUCUAAAUUACGGAACGAAUUGCAAACAGAUAAACCAAUUAUCCCUCUGGUGGAGAAAUUUGUUGAUACCGACAUAUGGAAUCAAUACUUAGAGUAUCAACAGAGUCUUAUGAAUGAAAGUGACGGAAAGCCACGGUGGUUUUACUCACCGUGGUUGUUUGUAGAGUGCUACAUGUAUCGUAGAAUUCAUGAAGCAAUUAUCCAGAGUCCACCGAUUGAUGACUUUGAUGUAUUUAAAGAAUCCAAAGAGCAGAACUUCUUUGAGUCACAGGAAUCGGUCAUGACUUUAUGUGCUUACCUGCAGGAGUCAAUGAAAGCUGUUGAAGAGCUAGGUGAAGAGCAGCUGAAAGGGGAGUUUUUUAAAUUUCUGCAGGUUUCUCUGUGGGGAAAUAAGUGUGAUCUCUCUCUGUCAGGUGGGGAAACUAGUUCUCAGAAGAACAAUUUAAUGAACUCUCUGCAAGAUCUACAGCCUUUCGUUUUAGUCAAUGACUCGGAACGUCUUUGGUCAUUGCUUAGCAAUUGCAAGAAAACGAGAGAAAAAGCAUCUGUUAGAGUGGAUAUUGUUCUGGAUAAUGCUGGGUUUGAACUUAUUACAGAUUUAGUCUUAGCUGACUUCUUACUGUCGUCUAAACUGGCUACUGAGAUCCAUUUUUAUGGAAAAAUGAUUCCAUGGUUUGUGUCAGAUACCACUAUACAUGAUUUUAAUUGGGUAAUCAAGCAAGUGAAACAUUCUAAUCAUAAGUGGACAUCCAAGUGUGGGGUUGACUGGGCAAACUAUAUUAAGAUGGGCAGGUGGGUCUACCACGACCAUCUAUUUUGGACUUUGCCUCAUGAGUACUGGGCCAUGCCUCAGGUUGCUCCUGACUUGUAUGCAGAGCUACAGAAGGCAGAUGUAAUCUUAUUCAAGGGCGAUUUGAAUUACAGGAAGUUGACGGGUGACAGGAAAUGGGCGUUUACCAUCCCCUUUCAUCAAGUUUUGAACGGCUUCCACCCUGCCCCUCUCUGCAGCUUGAGAACUUUGAAAGCUGAAAUUCAGGUUGGUCUACAGCCCGGGCAAGGUGAAGAGCUGACAGCCUCCGAGCCCAACUGGCUCACCACUGGGAAGUAUGGGAUCUUCCAGUUUGAUGGUCCACUUUGA